UGCUACAUCAGAAAGUUAGUUUAUCACUCAACAGUUACAAGUACUACAACUGAAGUAGCGCUGAAUCUACGGUACUUGAAGGAGAGAGAGAGAGAGAGAGAGAGAGAGAGAGAGAGAGACCGGCUGCACGUAAUUCUGUAGUCAGUUUCAAUUCUAUCAUCAUACCGGUGGUGCACUUUCCGACUCGAAACUACCGGUACACCUCGCCUCAGCCCGGAUUGUAGCCGAUUAUUCCGAACUCUAGCAAAAUGGCCUCGCCGGCUGGGCCAGCUCAGGUCCCUAUCCGAAUGUAUCAUGUCACGAAUCAGCUUAGUCAGAACAGUGACGGAACCCCACCCACCUGGCCUGAACUGCGCCUGUGCUUUCCGAAUUGCAUGAACUUUGAUGGCGACCUGGCAGGACUUCCCGUGGUGUGCAUGACCACAACGUGUUACGAUACUAAAGACGCCUUGCCUACAACAUCGCCCUACCCUUGCAAAGCGAAGAGUGGGGUAUAUCACCACCGUGUCCACGUUCCGUUUCACCUGGAAUCCUAUCAUUUGUUCCUGCUCACAAAGUAUGACAGCAAACGCAGCGAAGACAGCAAAGACAGCGAAGACAGCGAACCUCCCGGCGGUCAGCGACAAGUACUUUGCUUACCCAAAAGUGAGGCUGACAUGUAUCUCCACGAGCGGGUUCUGUUAGUGCUGCUUCGAAUCAAAUACAAGGAACUAACCGCCGAGAACGACUAUAAAAUCAGCGACAAUGAAAGCCUCUUUCCUGUCGUCGAUGGCACUGGACCACCUCGUACUAAUACCAAGUGCUACAGAGCUAACGUAUACAAUUACCCUGGAGAGAAAAACUUUGUAAACGUCCACUUUGUGAGGCCAGUUUCCCUGUCCGUCGUCGCGGGCAAAAAUUGGGACACGGUGGAGCGCAGUGAUGCUGGAGUACCCGCCAAGGUGUAUACAAAGGGCACCACCUCACUACGAGAGUGUCUAGUGUCUUGGAUAUUGGAAGCGGCCAAAGACAAAGCUCUGAAAGCUAAGCGUGUCGACAUAAUGGAUGGUUUUCGGAAUGCUGUAUACCAGGUAUACACCGAGGAAAUUCCUCGAGAUACGCCGUGGAAGAAGUGGAAAGAGGUCAUCAAAGACCGCCUACUUGGUGACAAGGCCAUGUCGUCAGUGUUCCAUGACGAACAGCAGGAAGAUAGUCUCGCCGCUGCCUAACGCUGGCGUUAGUCACUUGGCGGUCAGCGAAAACAAAUGACGCACUCUGUGAUGAGUCACAGGUGGACGAGGCAGGCAUGCGUUGUGUUUGCAUGUGGACGAUUCCCAGGCAUGGUCCAAUCUGCAUUCCCUGGUCAGCGGCCCUGGUGGAGGCUGUUGUUACUUUUCAUUGCACUGUUGUUUGUGUUGCUUCUGCUGUCUUCUUUGUCACCUAGUAUCUACUACAUAAUUGUACUCUAGCAUCAAGACUAUGAAUGACGUCAUGUUUAAGCACUGGCCAGCCUUACCUUCUUGGAGUUUUGAGGGAGUUGGAGCUGCACCAGACUUACAUUUGUUGAUUCGUGCCUCCACUGGUCUUCUCAGUCUCACUGGGUACAGUAGGUACCUGUACUUGUGCAACUGUGUAGCCGUAUGCCCGGCUAACUUUUACUUGCAUCCACUGUGCCUCGCUGCGGCUUGUUUACAAAUUCUUCACAUUUCGCGCAUUCCAUUUCCUCCACAUGUACCCAUACCUGCCAACCCAGCCAAAGCAAAUCCCUUGCUGGCGUUAGUCACACACCCAGUUUCCCUUAAUUUUCUUAGAUUUUUCUCCCAUUUCCCUUAUUUUUCUGGUUUUCAUCCUACUGUUAGGUACCUCCUCCCGUACCUUUUCUAGCUGGCCUGCAUGCACUUACGUACUCACCUUUUGUCUCCUUUUGCUCCGUUGGCCUGGGUAGCUACUUGCGCGCCCAUAUUUGCCAUAGCUACUAGGCUUUUCCACAUUAUGUUUUGCAUAAUUUUUGCAUCUUGGGGGUAAAAAUGAAUCCCCGUUGUAAAAAUGCAUCUUUCGUGAUUUUUACCAGAUUUUCUUCAAAAACAAAAAAAGUUUGUGUGGUUUUUGUCAGA
Messenger RNA from Sycon ciliatum, 2093 nucleotides. RefSeq lists its product as uncharacterized. The transcript has 2 exons. Lineage: Eukaryota; Metazoa; Porifera; Calcarea; Leucosolenida; Sycettidae. The record is from RefSeq and is a predicted model, not a curated record. The coding region runs from base 249 to 1208 and encodes 319 amino acids.